Punica granatum (pomegranate) is the source of this 1349-nucleotide messenger RNA. The record is from RefSeq and is a predicted model, not a curated record. Lineage: Eukaryota; Viridiplantae; Streptophyta; Magnoliopsida; Myrtales; Lythraceae.
CGCCUUCCCACUUCUCAUCACUCUCACACUUGCAGGCCAACACAGCCCAACAUCAAUCGCACUCUCUUAUCUCUUGAAUUCUGAUAUAUUAACGUAAGUAGUAGGGGAAAGGGAGCUAGGCAUGGCCAAGGACAUGGAGGCCGUCGGCGGGUCGGGAGAGUUUCGGCCAAAGGACUACCACGACCCGCCUCCUGCGCCGUUGGUGGACGCGGAGGAGUUCAUACAAUGGUCCUUCUACAGGGCCAUCAUUGCCGAGUUCAUCGCCACGCUUCUGUUCCUUUACAUCACCGUGCUGACGGUGAUCGGGUACAAGAGCCAGACCGACCCGAACCUGGGCGCGGACCAGUGUGGCGGUGUCGGCAUUCUCGGGAUUGCAUGGGCCUUCGGGGGCAUGAUCUUCAUCCUCGUCUACUGCACUGCUGGGAUUUCCGGUGGGCACAUAAACCCCGCGGUGACAUUCGGGCUGUUCUUGGCACGGAAGGUGUCCCUGCCACGCGCCGUCCUCUACAUGGUGGCUCAGUGCCUUGGGGCAAUCUGCGGGUGUGGCCUCGUGAAGGCCUUCCAGAGGGCCUACUACAACCGGUAUGGAGGUGGCGCCAACGAGCUUGCUGAUGGUUACAGCAAGGGCACAGGUCUUGGGGCAGAGAUCAUCGGCACCUUCGUCCUCGUUUACACCGUGUUUUCCGCCACCGACCCCAAGCGCAGCGCUAGGGACUCCCACGUUCCUGUGCUCGCCCCGCUACCAAUUGGUUUUGCUGUGUUCAUGGUCCACCUGGCCACUAUCCCGAUCACCGGUACUGGAAUCAACCCCGCCCGGAGCUUCGGGGCAGCGGUGAUUUACAACAGGGAGAAGGCAUGGGAUGACCAAUGGAUUUUCUGGGUCGGACCCUUCAUCGGAGCGGCCGUAGCGGCCUUCUACCACCAGUACAUCCUGAGAGCCGCCGCAGCCAAGGCCCUGGGCUCCUUCAGGAGCUCUGCCUCCAUGUAAAACUGAAAGCAAGUCAAUUCCACCAAGGAGAAGAAGUGUGGAAAAUCUGUGAAUUGGGCAUGUCAGCAAAGAGAGAGUUGGAGAAGACUAAAUGGAAGUCGUAAAGCUUUUUUUUUUUUUUUUUUUUUUUUUCUUUUGGGUUCUUUUUCGAAUUUUUGUUAAGUAUCAUAUGUCAAUGAAUGUACGCGAUGAGGAUGAAGGUGUACGUCUGUUGUCGUGUCGGAGUCUCUUGGUUUGUAGCUAGGCACUGGUUUUAUUACGGGCCUCAUGCUAUAUUUCUCUGUCAAUCUUAUCUAUCUACCAUGCGUUUGUUUUUCUUUCCAACUUUUCUUAAUUGUUGAAUUAAUUUGUGUUUUGUCGA